Messenger RNA from Macrosiphum euphorbiae (potato aphid), 765 nucleotides. NCBI's taxonomy places the organism in Eukaryota, Metazoa, Arthropoda, Insecta, Hemiptera, Aphididae. The record is from the annotation of a GenBank genome assembly.
AUGGAAAAGAAAGUCAAGAACACUAGUCAAAAGAAGAAUCUUGCAAAAAUGCAAACCAUGAAGUUAAACGAUUGCAAAGCAGUUAUAUUAAAGCUGGUGGACGAAUUACUCGAUGCAACAAGUAUGAUGUCCAAUUCCCCAUCAAUCAAAGAACAAUGGUCCAUACAUUUGGUGAUUGUCAACCUAUUAUCUAAAAUUAAUCAGUUUGAAGCAGAGUUUGAAUUGAAGCCCUUGUCUCAGAGAAAUGAUCAAUCCAUUGAGAAGUUGACUAAAUGGGCCACUAAAAAUGGGGCCAUUCUUAAUGGAGUAGAAAUUCAUCAGUUUGAAAAUUAUGCAUAUGGUAUGAAAGCUAAUAAAAAUAUUGCCGUUGGUGAUAAGCUUGUGACUGUACCUAGAGCAUUGAUGAUGACUGAAGAAAAUAUACCAUCAUCUCCACUAUGGAAAUUACACUCGCAAGACAUGAUGCUGCGUAAUAUGCCAAACGUGGCUCUGGCAAUAUUCAUUUUGGUUGAAUCUUUGCGAAAAGAUAAGAAAAGUUUUUGGCAUUCAUAUUUAACCACCUUGCCAGUGACAUAUUCAACACCAGUAUAUUUUGAUGUAGCUGAUCUAGAAGCUUUGAAAGGAUCACCUGCAUUUGAAGCAGCACUGAAACUUAAUAGAAAUAUAGCUCGACAAUAUGCAUACUUCAAAAAACUGUUUCAGUUGUCCAAUGAUCCUGCUAGUGUAAUAUUAAAAGAUACGUUUACUUAUGAGUAUUAUAGGUAA